AUGAAGAUCACUUUCAAGACUGUGCAGAACAAGCUGUUCACCAUCGACGCCGACGAGUCCGAGACCGUCGGUGGGCUCAAGCUCAAGAUCCAGGAGGGCCAGUCCUUCCCCGCUGCCAACCAGAAGCUCAUCUACUCUGGCAAGAUCCUCAAGGAUGAGUCGACCGUUGGCGAACUCAAGAUCAAGGAGAAGGACUUCCUCGUCGUGAUGGUGUCCAAGCCCAAGACUCCAGUUCCGACGUCCUCCCCCGCGCCUGUCGCUGCUCCAGCUGCUGCGGCUCCCGCUGCUGUUGCUCUCGCAGAGGCCUCCCCCGCGCCUGUGGCACCUGCUGCAGAGACCGCUCCCGCUGCCGCUCAGCCGGCAACCGAAUCUAUCCCUGUGGUUGAGCCCACUGCUGCGGCAGAGCCCACCGCCUCGUCUGGUGACGUGAGCAUGGGUUCCUCCUUCCUCACUGGCGAGCACCUCCAGACCGCGACGGACAGUAUCGUCGAGAUGGGUUUCCCCCGCGACCAGGUCGUCCGCGCCCUUCGUGCCAGCUUCAACAACCCCGACCGCGCUGUUGAGUACCUGAUGAGCGGCAACAUUCCCGAGACUGAGCCGGCAGCCCCGCGUGCCCCAGCCCAGCAGGCAGCCCCCACUGCUCCUUCCCCACCGGCACCUGCUGCCUCUCCCGUUGCGCCCUCUGCUGCGCGUGCGGCUGCGUCUGCGGCCGAACCCUCCGCCGGCGGCAGCUCUGCGGACAAUCUCUUCGCCGCUGCUGAGGCUGCCAUGCACCGUGGCCGCGGUACUGGAGCUGGAGCCGGUGCUGGCGCGGGAGGCCUGGACGACGCCACGAUGAACGCUAUCGCCAACUCCCCCCAGCUCCAGCGCAUCCGCCAGGCUGUGCAGGAGAACCCAGGGCUUAUCCAGCCUUUACUCCAGCAGAUCGCCCAGCAAAAUUCCGCGCUCGCGCAGAUCAUCAACGAGAACCCCCAGGCUCUCUACGACCUUCUCGGCAUUGGUGCUGAUGAUGAUGACGUUGAAUACCAGGGGCCGCAGGUGAUGCAGGUAAACCUCACCCAGGAGGAGGCUGCCGCCGUUGAGAGGCUUGAGCAGCUCGGUUUUGACCGCCAGAUGGUGCUCCAGGCGUUCCUCCUGUGCGACAAGAACGAGGAGCUUGCAGCCAACUUCCUGUUCGAGAACGCAGAGGAGGACGAGCAGAUGCAUUGA
This is a messenger RNA of Cutaneotrichosporon cavernicola, 1209 nucleotides long. RefSeq lists its product as uncharacterized. Bases 1 to 1209 code for a protein of 402 amino acids. NCBI's taxonomy places the organism in Eukaryota, Fungi, Basidiomycota, Tremellomycetes, Trichosporonales, Trichosporonaceae. Gene Ontology annotation, cellular component: cytosol; nucleoplasm. Gene Ontology annotation, biological process: nucleotide-excision repair; proteasome-mediated ubiquitin-dependent protein catabolic process. Gene Ontology annotation, molecular function: damaged DNA binding; ubiquitin binding; polyubiquitin modification-dependent protein binding. The record is from RefSeq and is a predicted model, not a curated record. The transcript has 9 exons.